Brachypodium distachyon (stiff brome) is the source of this 1831-nucleotide messenger RNA. Its product is annotated as UDP-galactose transporter 1. Bases 619 to 1632 code for a protein of 337 amino acids. Lineage: Eukaryota; Viridiplantae; Streptophyta; Magnoliopsida; Poales; Poaceae. The transcript is spliced from 5 exons. The record is from RefSeq and is a predicted model, not a curated record. Gene Ontology annotation, cellular component: Golgi apparatus. Gene Ontology annotation, molecular function: antiporter activity.
AGAAGAAUGGUGUGUUCUGUGCAGAUGCAGGGAUUGGUUGGAGGUCCCAGGGGAGUCUCAUAGAGAGGCCCAUAUGUCGACCCAUUAAACAGUUUUUAAAUGACACGUGUCCAAGCUCGGCUGAGACGGUCCCACGUGACACGUGUCCAAGCCUGAGCUGGCUAGGCUGACGUAUACAAGAAGAGAAGAAGAAGAAGAAGAAGAAGGAGGAAGAAGAAGAAGAAGAAGAAGAAGAGUGGCAACACGUAUUAUGAGAGGCAAGAAUCACACCAAUCGAACUCUCAACCUAAAAACCACAACCUGCAAAUCCUACGACCGAAAGCGAAACCCCUCUAGCUCCUCCUCCUCCUCUUCUCCUGACGCCUUGACGGCUUCUGGAACCUUCUAGAAGAACCACCAUGGUCUUCUAGAAGCCAGCCUGCUGCCUUCCACAAAUGGAUCAUCAAGAGGAGUUUUCCACUGAUUAAUUACACAUAAAUACGCCAGCCGUUCCAGCAUCUGUCUCUUUCUGCCUUUUUCUUCUCUCCUGGACUCCGGCUGGAAGAAAUUAAAGGCGUUUCUUUUUUAGUGGGAUUGGAAUUGAAUCCAGGGGAUCUUUGUUGUUUUUGUGCGCUGCAUAUGGAGGAAGGGAAGAUGGGGAACGUGGCGACGGUGAGGGCGGUGCUGGCCAUCCUCCAAUGGUGGUGCUUCAACGUCACCGUCAUCAUCAUGAACAAAUGGAUCUUCCAGAAACUGGAGUUCAAAUUUCCUCUGACCGUGUCGUGCGUCCACUUCAUAUGCUCUUCCAUCGGAGCUUACAUCGCAAUCAAAAUGCUCAAGAUAAAACCGCUGAUCGAGGUUGCCCCCGAGGAUCGCUGGAAAAGGAUAUUCCCCAUGUCAUUUGUGUUCUGCAUAAACAUCGUGCUGGGAAAUGUCAGCCUGCGGUACAUCCCAGUCUCCUUCAUGCAGACUAUCAAAUCCUUCACUCCUGCAACGACAGUUAUCCUGCAGUGGUUGGUCUGGAGGAAAUACUUUGAGUGGCGCAUAUGGGCUUCAUUGGUUCCUAUUGUGGGGGGAAUCCUCUUGACUUCAGUAACUGAGCUUAGCUUCAACAUGUUUGGUUUUUGUGCCGCCAUGGUUGGCUGCCUCGCCACGUCUACAAAGACCAUCUUGGCAGAAUCCCUACUCCAUGGAUACAAAUUUGACAGCAUUAACACGGUGUACUACAUGGCACCCUUUGCCACCAUGAUACUGUCAGUACCAGCGAUUGUACUCGAAGGGGGCGGCGUGAUCAACUGGCUAUACACAUACGAGUCAACUGUCCCUGCACUGAUCAUCAUAAUCACCUCAGGAAUUCUCGCCUUCUGCCUCAACUUCUCCAUCUUCUACGUCAUCCAUUCGACGACCGCCGUGACCUUCAACGUGGCCGGCAACCUCAAGGUAGCUGCUGCGGUGCUUAUCUCCUGGAUGAUCUUCCGGAACCCGAUCUCCGCCAUGAACGCGGUCGGGUGCGGGAUCACGCUCGUCGGCUGCACCUUCUACGGCUACGUGAGGCAUCUCAUCUCCCAGCAAGGCGCCACCCUGAGCCCGCGGACCCCGAGAAGCCGGAUGGAGAUGCUCCCCCUCGUAGGCGAAAAGCAAGAGAAGAUCUAGGAAGCAAUACAAUGCAUAGUCCCUAGCUGUUGACAAUCAUAGAGACAAUUAAUAAACAGCAUUUUGGCAUAGAGAAAGGCUCCAGCAUAUAUACAUUCUUUUUGGUGUCAGUGACAAUGCUACUAUGUUUGAUGACCCCUGGAUUACAAUCCCUAUUGCUUUAAGCUUUAAUGCUGGUCGCUGCACCCAGUUUAUUGUU